This is a messenger RNA of Colletotrichum truncatum, 783 nucleotides long. Lineage: Eukaryota; Fungi; Ascomycota; Sordariomycetes; Glomerellales; Glomerellaceae. The record is from RefSeq and is a predicted model, not a curated record.
AUGUCCUUCCCAUACAAGCACGUCCUUCUGGUUGGUGCCACAUCUGGAAUUGGUGCCGCAAUGGCAGAUAAACUUGUUGAUGAGGGAGUCAACGUCAUUGCCGUGGGCCGUCGCCAAGAACGGCUCGAUACGUUUGUUGACAAGCAUGGGCCUUCAAGGGCAGCUUCCAUCCGGUUCGACAUAACGGAUAGGGCUGGUCUAAAUGAUUUCUUUAAUGAGGUUAUCCGAAGGUUCCCGGACAUCGACUGCGUGUUCAUCAACUCUGGCAUUCAAAGUAUUGCAAGGCUCUCGCAGCCCGAGACUGUCGACAUGGAUGCAUUUCGAAACGAAAUCAAUACCAAUUUCCUUGGCGUUGCAGACCUGACUAUGAAGUUUCUUCCGGAGCUUCAGAAGAAGUCAUAUCCUACAGGCUUGAUUUUCACAGGAACACAUAUUUCUAUUCUUCCGGCCGUCCUAAUGCCGGCAUAUUCUGCAUCAAAAGCGGCUCUUAGUUCUUUCGUUUACUGUCUUCGCCAGCAACUUAGAGACUCUAGCACCAAAGUCAUUGAGAUUUGGGCACCUGCAGUUCAAACUGAAAUUCACGAUUACAUGGGCAAAGAGCGCGGUCGAGCUAUAGGUAUGCCUGUUCAGAGUUUUGUCGAGGAAGCUUUUGAGCAGUUCCUUGCUGGAGCUGAGGACGUGAUUGUUGGCUCUGUGGGGCCGGAAGAGCAGUACCUGAGUCUUUUCAAGUCACGAAAGGAACAGGCAGACGACUUUGCAAACCUGCUAUUGUCUCGCUUCUAA